Messenger RNA from Mesocestoides corti, 1536 nucleotides. NCBI's taxonomy places the organism in Eukaryota, Metazoa, Platyhelminthes, Cestoda, Cyclophyllidea, Mesocestoididae. The record is from the annotation of a GenBank genome assembly.
AUGGGUGGGUCGUCCUCGGAGUGGGCGAUCCCAUCAGAUAACAUAAAGAAGUAUGAAAGUAUGUUCGAAAGCAUGGAACGAUGUUCGGACAAAGUUUCUGGGGAAGUGAUGAAAAAGUUUCUUCAUGACACUAAACUCCCCGUCGAGAUUCUUCGAGCGAUAUGGGAUCUCUCCGAUCUUGACAAGGAUGGUUUCUUGGACCGAUUCGAGUUUAUCCUAACGAUGCAUCUGGUGUGCCAUUGUCUAGAAGGCCGCCCUCUUCCUCAAACUCUGCCAUUGGAUCUCGUACCACCAAACAAGCGUGGUGGUGCUUCAGAGCCUUUAGCUCUUAUGCCUCCUUCUUCCCUCUCCGACCAUGGAAUAGUUUCUCUGUCCCAGGCUUCACCCCUAUUCGUGAGUUUCUGUCUCGCUCGGGCUUUUCAAUCAUUUCUAUUCAUUAUUGAAUUGCAGCGGUGCACCACAGACAACCCUAAAAAUCCUGCUCUUUUGUUUAAGGCCACGCACGUUUCCCAAGGCUUUCCGGAAGGCCAGCCUCCGCCACAGACGCUUGAGUGGGCAGUCCCCAAGGCCCUGCAAGCUCAGAUCGCCCCCGUUUUCCUCUCAAUGGACAAAGACGUCGAUGGUCUAGUAGCGGGUGCCGACGUUCACGACUUCUUCGUUAACUCGAGCCUUCCGCAGGCCGUCCUUGCGCGCAUCUGGGACCUCGUCGAUCUACAGCACAAUGGACUUUUGAAUCAGUACGUCCUAACACUUUUCUCACCUCGUCACUCCGUUUUCAACAGGGAGCAAUUCAUCGUCGCGGUGCACUUGGCCAAUGAGCAGAUCGCCUCGAGAUGUUCACGCGCACUCCCCGAGACCUUGCCGCCGGCCCUCAUUCCUCCCAGCUUGCGACCCGUCACCCUCGAACCCUCCGAGUACGAGGAAUCCAACAAACUCCUGGCUGAGAUUGACAAACUCCGGAGAGAGCGCCUCUGUGUGGAGGCAGAGUCAGCAAGACUGACAACCGACGCGAACCAGCGCUCCACAGAGGUGUCGAAGUUGCAGGCGGCGGAGGAGACCCUCCUCCAGACCUCGCAGACCCUGGCCAGCCAGCGCACCCGGGCUGAGCGCUACGUCGCCGAUCUCAUCGAACGACGCACCCUCCUCCAGAGCCAGAUGUCCGAGGUCGCCAACAAGGUGAAGGAGCAACAGGCCAGUGUUGAAGCCCUCCGCGGACAAGUCACCAAUCAGCAAAUCUCUAUCAGGACACAAGAAGAAGAGGUAGCUCAGCUGCGCAGCGCAAUUACUGAUCGUAAGCGAGAGGAAACGGGUCUUUUACAGCAGAUCGCCGAACGACGCACACGUGUUGAGGCUGUGGAAACUGAGAACAGGUCCAUCUCCGAUCGUAAUGAUCAGGAGUCAAAGAGGAUAGCUAGUCUGGAGUUGGUGCGUGAGCAACUGCUUCAAGCACUGGAUCAGUACGCGAAGCUCCUGGCUGGAGACACCUCCGUCACCGAACCCGAUGAUGAACACAUCCAGAAACUCGUAAGUUGGUGA